Messenger RNA from Mus pahari (shrew mouse), 5437 nucleotides. RefSeq names its product syntaxin binding protein 5 like (gene Stxbp5l). Lineage: Eukaryota; Metazoa; Chordata; Mammalia; Rodentia; Muridae. Bases 145 to 3432 code for a protein of 1095 amino acids. Gene Ontology annotation, biological process: regulation of exocytosis; regulation of protein secretion. Gene Ontology annotation, cellular component: cytoplasm; plasma membrane; SNARE complex. The transcript is spliced from 26 exons. The record is from RefSeq and is a predicted model, not a curated record. Gene Ontology annotation, molecular function: syntaxin binding; myosin II binding; GTPase activator activity.
GAGAGCGCCAGGCACCGGGACCAGAGGGACCCGAGAAGCGGCCGGAUCCGGGCUGGACCUUCGCCCGCCUGCGAACCUGCAGCCUCCGCGCCCUCCGCCUCAAGGGCUGGCCGGCGGCUAGUGGCGUCUGAGGAAGUAUUUAAAAUGAAGAAGUUUAAUUUCCGAAAAGUUUUGGAUGGCUUAACUGCCUCUUCCCCUGGCAGUGGUAGCAGCAGUGGCAGUAACAGUGGUGGGGCUGGAAGUGGCUCCGUCCAUCCAGGAGGAACUGCAGGGCUUCCGCGAGAGGAAGUUCAGGAAAGCCUGACUUCAGACUAUUUCCAGAUUUGCAAGACAGUUCGGCAUGGUUUUCCUUAUCAGCCCACAGCAUUGGCCUUUGAUCCAGUCCAGAAAAUCUUAGCUAUUGGAACAAGAACAGGUGCUAUACGAAUACUUGGGAGGCCUGGUGUUGACUGUUACUGCCAACAUGAAAGCGGUGCGGCUGUCUUGCAGCUCCAAUUCCUCGUCAAUGAGGGCGCUUUGGUCAGUGCGAGUUCAGAUGACACGCUUCAUUUGUGGAAUCUGAGACAGAAAAGGCCGGCCAUUCUCCAUUCUCUUAAGUUUAACAGAGAACGCGUUGUUGUUUGCAUAUACUGUAAAAGAACAAUGGGCCAGGCACUGUUAAUAGGUUACGAGAAUGGCACUGUGGUAUUCUGGGACUUGAAAUCUAAAAGAGCAGAACUGAGAGUUUAUUAUGAUGAGGCUAUUCAUUCAAUUGAUUGGCAUCAUGAGGGCAAACAGUUCAUGUGCAGCCACUCAGAUGGUAGCUUGACUUUAUGGAACCUGAAAAGCCCAAGCCGCCCUUUCCAAACCACAGUCCCACAUGGAAAAAGUCAAAGAGAAGGAAGAAAGUCUGAGUCUUGUAAACCUAUUCUUAAAGUAGAGUACAAAAUGUGCAGGAACAGGUAUGUGGUUGUACUAUGUGAAUAUGCAAUAUAUCUGAGGGAAUUUCAAGAACCCUAUGCUGUUGCUGUACUUCUAGAGAAAGAUCUCAUCGUAGUUGAUCUAACACAAACCAAUUUUCCAAUCUUUGAAAAUCCAUAUCCAAUGGACAUUCAUGAGUCACCCGUUACAUGCACAGCAUAUUUUGCCGAUUGCCCUCCAGAUUUGAUUCUAGUACUCUAUUCUAUAGGAGUCAAGCAUAAAAAACAAGGAUACAGUAAUAAGGAAUGGCCAGUCAGUGGAGGAGCUUGGAACCUUGGAGCACAAACUUAUCCAGAAAUUAUUAUUACUGGUCAUGCUGAUGGAACAAUAAAAUUUUGGGAUGCUUCAGCAAUGACACUGCAGAUGUUGUACAAGCUAAAAACUUCCAAAGUAUUUGAAAAGCAGAAGGCAGGAGACGGCAAACAGACGUGUGAAAUUGUAGAGGAAGAUCCCUUCGCUGUUCAGAUGAUUUACUGGUGUCCAGAGAGCAGAAUAUUUUGUGUCUCUGGAGUCUCUGCAUAUGUUAUAAUUUAUAAAUUCAGCAGACAUGAAAUUACAACAGAAAUAGUGUCAUUAGAGGUACGACUUCAGUGUGAUGUUGAAGACAUUAUUACUCCUGAGCCAGAAGCAAGCCCUCCAUUUCCAGAUCUCUCCUCUCAGCUUCCUCCUUCAAGGAGUCUCUCUGGAAGCACUAAUACUGUGUCUAGUGAAGGAGUGACAAAGGACAGCAUCCCGUGCCUCAGUGUUAAAACGCGGCCAGUGCGAAUGCCACCGGGCUAUCAAGCAGAUCUUGUUAUUCAGUUGGUGUGGGUAGAUGGUGAGCCUCCUCAGCAAAUUACCAGCCUUGCUAUAAGCUCAGCAUAUGGAAUAGUUGCAUUUGGGAACUGCACUGGGUUGGUCGUGGUGGAUUUCAUACAGAAGACAGUGCUGUUGAGCAUGGGGACCAUUGACCUCUAUAGAUCAAGUGACCUGUUCCAGCGACAGCCCCGGUCUCCUCGAAAAAACAGGCAGUUCAUUGCAGACAACUUUUGCAUGCGUGGGCUGUCUAACUUUUAUCCUGAUUUAACGAAACGGAUCCGUACUUCCUAUCAGAGCUUAACAGAGCUGAAUGAUAGUCCAGUUCCCCUGGAACUUGAGCGCUGCAAGUCCCCCACCUCAGACCAUGUAAAUGGACACUGCACAAGUCCAACCUCUCAGAGUUGCAGUUCUGGAAAACGUCUUUCCAGUGCUGAUGUUUCAAAAGUAAACCGCUGGGGUCCUGGAAGACCACCAUUUAGAAAGGCACAGUCAGCUGCUUGCAUGGAGAUUUCUUUACCAGUUACAACUGAAGAAACCCGAGAGAAUUCCUAUAAUCGCUCCAGGAGCUCUAGCAUCUCCAGUAUUGACAAAGAUUCUAAAGAAGCAAUUACAGCUUUAUACUUCAUGGAAUCCUUUGCACGGAAAAAUGACUCUACCAUCUCCCCUUGUCUGUUUGUUGGAACUAGUCUGGGAAUGGUAGUACUCAUCUCCCUAAAUCUACCAUCCUCAGAUGAACAAAGGUUUACAGAGCCGGUGGUGGUAUUGCCAAGUGGUACAUUCCUCUCAUUGAAAGGAGCUGUGCUAACAUUUUCCUGCAUGGACAGAACUGGAAGUUUAAUGCAGCCUCCAUAUGAAGUAUGGAGAGAUCCAAACAACACAGAUGAAAAUGAAAAAACCUGGAAAAGGAAAUUGGUCAUGAACUACUCGUCUUCAUCCCAAGAGACGGGAGACCAUCAGUAUAUGAUCAUCUGCUCAGAAAAGCAAGCCAAAGUCUUCUCACUGCCUUCCCAGACCUGCCUUUAUGUUCACAGCAUCACCGAGACAUCNUUCAUACUGCAAGCAGAUGUGGUGGUCAUGUGCAACAGUGCCUGCCUGGCCUGCUUUUGUGCAAAUGGGCAUAUCAUGAUAAUGAGCUUACCUAGUCUUCGCCCAAUGUUGGAUGUUAAUUAUUUGCCACUGACAGACAUGAGAAUAGCANGGACAUUUUGUUUUACUAAUGAAGGACAGGCAUUAUACCUCGUCUCUCCCACUGAAAUUCAACGGUUAACAUAUAGCCAAGAAAUGUGUGAUAAUAUUCAGGACAUGUUAGGAGAUUUGUUUACUCCCAUAGAGACACCAGAAGCCCAAAAUAGAGGCUUUCUCAAGGGACUAUUUGGUGGAAGUGGACAGACAUUUGACAGAGAAGAACUCUUCGGGGAAGCCUCAGCAGGAAAGGCGUCCCGCAGCCUCGCACAGCACAUUCCUGGACCAGGUAGUAUAGAAGGGAUGAAAGGCGCUGCUGGCGGGGUGAUGGGAGAGCUGACCCGAGCCCGGAUUGCACUUGAUGAGAGAGGGCAACGUCUGGGCGAGCUGGAAGAGAAGACUGCAGGCAUGAUGACCAGUGCAGAAGCAUUUUCCAAGCAUGCACAUGAGCUAAUGCUGAAGUAUAAGGAUAAGAAAUGGUACCAGUUCUAACCUUCGAAAGAAGCUGUGACUGCUUUGAGAAACCAUUAUUCAGGGAAACCAAAUUUAUUCCCAGCAUCACUAUUCAACUGCUAGAAGCCAGUUUCUUCUACAAAAUGUUCCAUUAUAGUCCAUCUGAAGUUAUCACAAGGGAGACUUAUCAAAGGCAAAGAUGCUGUACAACAUAAAGACUGGAACCCCGGUUAAACCCAAGAUAAUGGCCGAACUUGUCUUUCCCCGUGUGGAAUGGAUACUAUCAUCUUGGCAUGUCAUUUGCUAAGAAUUCAUGUUUGGAAACUAUGGGGAGUCCUUUUGAUUUGAAAUUUCCUGUACAAACAAAAGCAUUAAUGCACUUAAUGAAAAAAAUUCUUUGCAUGAAAAAUUAACAUCUUAAGAGGAAAAGAAACAAAAGCAUGUUAUAACAGAAGAAAAGGAUUUAUGGCAAACUACUUUCAUGAAUUGGGCCACACCCAACAAUUUUAAAAUCUGCAUUAGAAGAUAUCAGUGCAUUUUAAGUGUGUUUGCCCUACCCAAUUGAAAGGAAUCAAAACAUACCCAGAAUUUUCUUCUCAUCUGAAACUUUCCUUAGUAUACUAGGACAUUCCUGAAUUCUUACAUCAAGAAUCUGAUUGCAUUUUUCUCUCUCUGUAGUAAUUCACAUCAUUUGCAGCUCUCAUUCAUAAUCAAGGAUUGCCAGGAUAGUGAAGUAUCCCCAACACUUGUCAUUCCAUGUCUGCCACCUUCAAGAUGAAUUCCUAGUUUUAGUCAUAAACUGUGCAGGGUUGAAUCACCUCAAAGCAUUUUUUCGGCCUGGUUUAUACUCUACAGAGGAGGUGGCGAUAAGUUUGCAGAAACUAGACUAUAGUAACAGUGCAGUUAGCUUUGAGAACUGAUUUCACAAAGAGUGGAAUUUCACACACCCCAAUUUUAGUUUCCAAAACGAUAUAUUUUUAAAGCACCAUUUGUACCCUUAUCUGCCAAUUACACAGUAUAUUACUGUUCAAACCCAAUAGGGUCUACAAUCCCAAGGUGCUUUUGCAGCCUGAUAUUCACAGACCAAACUGGUCGUUGUCUUUGAAGUGAUUCAGUAAAACCUCAGCUAAUGUUCUAGGAAAGAGAUUCUGACUCAUCACAUUUCUGAUGCACAAGGGCUUUCAUUAGAAACCCUUCUAGGGUUCAGCACUUAUUGCUGGAAACUCUGACGAAAUGUAGAGCUGUUUAGCUAUCCUGGCCACAGUCAUCAAUAUGGGUAACACAAAUCCAGAGAUAAUUUAAUGAUAUAAAAAUCAAUAGCUUUGUCACUAGAUUGAUUAAUAUAAGUCAAAGGCAUGUGUCGGUAAAUUCCAAAUACCUUCUAAAAACUCUCAAGGGUAAAGAUCGGCUCGAGCAUGAUAAAACGGCCCGUCAUGACCCAGCAGAGAAGCACUGCAAGGGAAGACAGAGGAGGAUUCCCACUCGCUCGGUUGAACAUGCUUGGAGGUCAGGGUCACAGGAUGCUCUUCCUGUUUUUUUAAAGUCUUAAAUUAUGUGAUGCGUUCAUUGGGCUUUGAGGUCUUACUGGAUUUACAUUUGUGUUUAAGAUAUGGACACUUCCUUAAAUCCAACUUAAUAGACAAAGUUAUUCUUUUCAUUUGUCUUUUAUUUGUGUUUGAAGUGGUGCUUCCUUUUAAUUUUUCUCAGUGAUUUUGAAGAAAAAGCAAAGACGAUUAAAAGAACCAGAAAAUGCACACUAGAGUAGCGUUUAUCAGAGUCCUUAAAUUCUGGUUUCUUAAAACUGUCUGUAAAUCUGCCUCCUGUUAUAGCAUGACUAUAAGAGGACUUGGCUUGGAAAUAUAUACACACAAUAUACACAGACAAUAUAUACAGUAAAAUAUUAACAAAAUUUAAAGCCAGGACCUGGAAAACAUUGGCAGCCAAAUUACAACACAAAAUGUAUGAGAUCUCUUUUUAAGGACCUAAGUUUCUGAUUUUUAACAUUUUUGGAAUUUUUGUUGUUGUUUGUGUGGGGGGUGUUUGA